CCCACAUGUGGGAGUCGCAUGAAAUUGGACACUUUCUUCAGCGCGAAGGACGCUUGACGAUGGUUUGAGGCAAGAAUAUAUUUGCUCUGUACACAGAACACACAGAAAACUCUACGCAGGUCUAGUGUCCGUAUAGUACGACAACAAAAAACAAAACUCGUUUAACUCACGGAUCUCUGCACUGCUCUCCAGCACUGAGCGCAUCAGCUUGAACAAGAACCUGCGGCUUCAGCACCCACUUGACUCCGUGGGUUGUGAAUGGAGAAUAAGGCAAUGUAUCUGACCACCACCACUGAAGAUAGGGAUAACAGCUCAUUUUAUGACGAUGGCUACGAUGGGAUGAAUCUAUCGAAACUCAACCUAUGUGAAGAAGUAGGUUCAUCAAAGUACAGGAGAAAGACAGAUAAUUGCUGUGGUCAGCUGGAUUCCUUCACUGCAAUCAAAUAUGCCAUUGUGUCCCUUUAUAUUCUGGUACUGCUCACCAUAUUUGGCCUCUGCAUAGCAGUAUCAAAAUCCCAUGCAUCUUCACAGAGGGAGGAAGCACUGCUGGAGAAUGUGACUCGUCUGGGAGAGCACUCUGAGACCUUGCAGAAAUCUCUUAGCCAACUGCCCUCCCAAAGCGACCUUCUGGAGAACAUCUGGAAGCUCGAGAGCCUCUUCCAUAAUCAUAGCGAACAGCUGCAGCUGCUAGGGCGACUAGCGCAGGGCUUGGAGCGUGACAUCAAAGAUCUGCAGGCUUUCUCCGAGCACACCACGGACUCUGUGGCUCAACUCUGGGAGCAUCUGACCAUGAUCAGCCAUUCCAGCCAAAGGAACAGCAGCAGUCUGGGAGAGGAGUUAGCCUUUGCUGCUGGCUCUAUCCGAACACAGGAUGCAAUUUUAAAAACAGUAGUGGUAAAUGUAGAGACUCUACAGGAGCGUCUGGAGGAGGUGGGAUGGACAGUACAGACAUUAAACCAUUCAUUUAGUGGAGAUGUGAAUCUGCACCAGGUGAAAAUCUGUGAACUACAGGAGAGGAUUGGAAAUGUGUCCCAUGAUGCCACAAGCAUGAGGAUCACACAAAUACACCUUGAGGAACAGAUGAGGAAUGAGAUUGAAAUCCUGAACGUCAUCACAGCAGAUCUCAGGCUAAAGGAAUGGGAGCACUCCAUGGCACUCAAAAACUUAACUGUUUUGGAAGGACCACCAGGACCAAAGGGUGAGAAGGGUGAUGUGGGGCCCCUGGGACCAGCUGGACUUCCUGGUUUGACGGGAAUAAGAGGCUUGCCCGGAGAAAAGGGCAUUCAGGGUCCUCGGGGACUGGCAGGACGAGGUGGGCAGGAUGGACACAAUGGAGAAAAAGGAGAUAUUGGGCCUGAGGGACCCAAAGGUGUGAGAGGAGAAAGAGGACAGAAAGGAGAGAAGGGAGAGCGUGGAGACAAAGGAGGGAAAACAGUUGAAGAAACUCUGGUAAGGCUGGUCAACGGCUCCGGGCCUCAUGAGGGUCGAGUGGAAGUGUUCCAUGAGCUUCGAUGGGGGACAGUGUGCGAUGACGUUUGGGACAUAAAAGAUGGAGACGUUGUGUGCAGGAUGCUGGGGUACCGUGGUGCUGAAGCAAUCCACAAAACAGGCCGGUUUGGACAAGGCACUGGGUUAAUCUGGAUGGAUGACGUUGCUUGUGUUGGUACUGAAGACUCUAUUCACCAGUGUAAGUUCUCAGGAUGGGGGAAAACCAACUGUGGUCACGUAGAAGAUGCAGGAGUGACCUGUAACAUAUAGCCUGUUUUAAGUCUGUAGAAUGGACAAUUAACCUCUAAGUGUGGAUGAUUUACUCCAAGAUCUGAGGAAGCAGUAUUGUGUCCCUUUACACAGCUGAAGAAUUAUGAACUUGACUGUGGGAGAGUAAAAGACCCUGGAGAUCAGACACAGGGUCAACAUACCAGCAAUGAACUAGUACCCAAAUGCUCCAGCCAUAUCCAUCAGACAGGGAUAAAAAAAAAUAUCCCACAUUUAAUAGGAAAGUGUGUAUGUAUGUAUGUGUAUGUGCUCUACGCUGCUGCUUGGAGUGUUUGUGCGUGUCUGUAAAAAAUGUUUUUUAAUGAAAGCCCAGCUGCAGUUUACAUUGUGUACAGAUAGAUGCAUUUAACAUUCCAAAGAGUUUUAUGAACAUUUUUAAUGCUAGUAUAUUUUUAUAACAUUUAACACAUUAAGGAUUUUAAAGGCUUGUGUAGUUGCAAAUGUGCCUUUAAACUAGAACUUUGACCAUGACAUGUCAUGACAUGGUCAGCAAUUGUAUACCUCAGUUAAUGGUGAGUACCAAUUACAGUCUGUAUUCAUUGUUGAGUAGCUUCAUUAUAACACUAAACUAUCAGUAUUGGUUAUCUUGAUUGUACAACAAUAAAUUAUUUACCUGUUUUUGUGCUGAAUUAUCCAGUGUGAAUAAUGAAAGUGAUACAACAAAAUAAAAUACAUAUUAUAAAUUUUAAAAA
This is a messenger RNA of Ctenopharyngodon idella (grass carp), 2468 nucleotides long. It is a transcript of the gene scara5, whose product is annotated as scavenger receptor class A, member 5 (putative). NCBI's taxonomy places the organism in Eukaryota, Metazoa, Chordata, Actinopteri, Cypriniformes, Xenocyprididae. The record is from RefSeq and is a predicted model, not a curated record. Gene Ontology annotation, molecular function: ferritin receptor activity. Gene Ontology annotation, cellular component: plasma membrane. The transcript is spliced from 10 exons. Gene Ontology annotation, biological process: iron ion transmembrane transport. The coding region runs from base 259 to 1758 and encodes 499 amino acids.